GGUACACGAGUCCUAGUCAGCCAGUCACGGGUCUGCACGACUUCCCUUCCGCGUCUCUUCAUCGGACAUGCGGAGUCCCUCAGCCGCUGAGAACAUCCACCCAAACACAGGAGAAACCACAAUAGCUCACUGGCCAGCUGCGCCCGGAUCGGUCCACGGAACAAAGGUCGCAGACGCCCUUCCUCUCAUCCAGUGCAACCGCCCGCUUCCCCCACCACCCCGCACUUUCGACAGGUGUCCGGGUCUGUCCGGGAAUCUAGCCAUGUCAAAACUAAACUGGUCAGCUGGUGCACACUCUGCCUUUGCCCAUCGUCGGGCGAGGAACGGAGCGAUGGACCAUCGGCUCUUUGUUCCGCGUUACGUUGACGUGGACGACAGCGCCAUGCAAAGGGGUGGUCACGGUGCGCGUUUGGUAAUACCCUGUCAGCUCAUCAGCUGUUCAGCCACUCUAGUCGCCUUGUGCCGCUGGCUGCACCAUGUCUUCUGACCAAUAACCAUCCGGCCCUUCGGCGGUCAGAUUGGGCGCCAUGCCACGGAGCGUUUGAUAUAAAGCCUGGAAUGGAGCUGCUAUGGACUCUCUGUCCACCUGCCUAUCUGUCCUGUCCACGAAUUACAUCCUUCCUCACUGUCCACGGUAUCUCUCAUAAGCCUUUCCAGACAUCAUCGACGACAGUAUCUCUAUCACCAGAAUCCGAUCUCGGCAUUCAUCACUCCUGAGCGUUGCUAGCCACAUCACUCGAACCUCUCCACCGUCAUCAAUUCUAUGGCACCACUCGCGUUCGCGAAGCUGUUCUCCUCGCGGAGUUCAAGACGUUCUAACGGCUCUGACCGUCGUGGGUCCCUCGACUCGUUCGAGUCCGGAGAAUCCUACGUCAUAUCUCUGCCUCAGAUGCACUCGCCGCCCACACUGCCCCUGAACGCCUCAUCAUCUCAGCCCGUUGCCGAGAUGCUCGAAGACGACAACUUUGCGUGGGGGCGUCCCUCGAGGAAGCAACGUCGCUCAUAGUCGGAGCGGACGCGCUCCAGGUCGACUUCGCGCGCUCCCGUCCUCCCGUGUCUUCUUUCCUUCUACUCGUCUCUCUCGCGCUAUCUCUAGGCAGCUGCUACACAUUCAGGCAAGCCGAUAUUGUAUGAUCAUUUUGAAUGAACUCCACGAACUGUACUAUACCCCUUUCCAUUCAUGUACAACUACGUAACACAACGUGUUUUAACGACCACUUUUACCUCCGCCUGUGGCAUUGACUAUUCAUCACCUCGCAACCAACCUACACCAGC
Molecule: messenger RNA, 1275 nt
Organism: Dichomitus squalens LYAD-421 SS1
Lineage: Eukaryota; Fungi; Basidiomycota; Agaricomycetes; Polyporales; Polyporaceae
Exons: 4
Coding region: 764-1006 (80 amino acids)
Source: RefSeq, a predicted model, not a curated record